This is a messenger RNA of Auanema sp. JU1783, 504 nucleotides long. NCBI's taxonomy places the organism in Eukaryota, Metazoa, Nematoda, Chromadorea, Rhabditida, Rhabditidae. The record is from the annotation of a GenBank genome assembly.
AUGAAAGUCGCUUGCAUAGGUGUGCUUACUGUUUUGGUCAUCAUUCAGAUGACUAGUGCUGAACAGAUUCCUGAAAAGUUCUUUGGACGAUUUGUUUUGGAGAAGAGUGAGAACUUUGAUGAAUUCCUCUCCGCCAAAGGUGUUGGAUGGAUCUUAAGGAAGAUGAUUCAGUUGGCCAGUGUUACCAAAGUCAUUAGCAAGGGUACUUCGGAAGGAAGCUAUAACAUGGAAAACUUGACAUCGAAGAAGAAUACUAAAUACCAAGAUUGGGAACUAGGAAAAACUUUCGAAGCUGAGGGAUUCGACGGAAACAAGCAUAAGAUUACUUUUGAUUUCAAAAAUGAUACUUUGACUGAGCAUCACGUUCGCUUGAAUGAAGAUGGAAAAGGAAACGAAGCUGAGACUUAUUAUUUCACAAUUGAUGAGAACGAUAAACUUGUUUUGAAAAUGGAAAACAACAGCAUCGUCUGCAGACGUUGGUUCAAACGUGAUAAGAAGAACUGA